Fusarium oxysporum Fo47 is the source of this 2228-nucleotide messenger RNA. RefSeq names its product regulator of chromosome condensation 1/beta-lactamase-inhibitor protein II. Bases 204 to 1955 code for a protein of 583 amino acids. The transcript has 2 exons. NCBI's taxonomy places the organism in Eukaryota, Fungi, Ascomycota, Sordariomycetes, Hypocreales, Nectriaceae. Gene Ontology annotation, cellular component: cytoplasm. The record is from RefSeq and is a predicted model, not a curated record. Gene Ontology annotation, molecular function: guanyl-nucleotide exchange factor activity.
GUUCAUCAAAGGGUAGAAAAUCCACCCACUUUCUUUAUUGUCGCGCUCUUCCCAAGCUUGAUCUUAUCAUCAAUACCAUCACUUCAUCAAGUUUUGCACUUUUUGAUCUCGUCAAUCAAGCUUCUUAUUUGAGCAAAAAGCAACUGUCGCGCGUCACACAUACACACACACACAACAAAUCAUCAGGUCACAAAUCCUACGCGAUGGCGCCACGAGCCAAAGCAGCUGCUGCCACCAAGACCGCAGCGCCCAAGAAGGCCACCACAGCUGCCGCUGCUAAGAAGGAGACCAAGACUACAAAAGCUGCUGCCAAGAAGGCUGAGCCUGCUGCCACGAAUGGCCCCACGAAGAAGCGCAAGGCUCCCGAGGAAGAGUCUGAGCCAGAGCAGGAGGAAGAUCGCAAGAUAAAGAAGUCCAAGACCACAGAACGCGUCGUAAAGCCCGCUGUCAAGCCCGCCCCAAAGACCAAAGCCGCUGCUACAAAGGCCAAGACAACGACACGAGCAAAGACCGAAGAGGCGGAGGAGAAGCCUGCUGUUAAGAAACCCGGUCGUCCUGCUGGAACAAAGGCCGAGCCCAAGAAGAAGUCCGAGUUUCCUGCGAUCGGAAAGAAGCUCAACGACGCGCCCACUCAGAUCCUCGAUGUCUACGUCUUUGGCGAGGGUUCAUCCGGCGAGCUUGGUCUUGGAAGCAAGCGCGUCAACAACAAGAAGCCAAUCGACGUCAAGCGUCCCCGACUCAACGAUAACCUCUCCGCCGCCAACGUCGGCGUUGUCCAGAUUUCUUGCGGUGGCAUGCACGCUGUCGCGUUGACGCACGAUAACAAGAUCUUGACAUGGGGUGUCAACGAUCAAGGCGCGCUUGGUAGAGAUACAAACUGGGAUGGUGGUCUUCGCGACAUGGACAAGUCAGAAGACUCUGACUCGGAGGAUGAGGACGAUACUGGUAUUAACCCCAUGGAAAGCACACCGACAGCUGUUUCCGACGAGCAUUUUGCUCCUGGCACUAAGUUUGUCCAGGUUGUCGCGAGUGACAGCGCCAGUUUCGCCCUCACAGAAGAUGGUCGAGUCUACGGCUGGGGAACCUUCCGAUCCAGCGACGGCAUCCUCGGCUUCUCAGAGACCAUCAAGGUCCAGUCCACUCCCCUCAUGAUUCGCGAUCUCAAGAACAUCAAGGCCCUCGCUGCCGGUUCCAACCACAUUCUCGCUCUCGACCACAAGGGCAACGUCGUCGCUUGGGGCUGCGGUCAACAGAACCAGCUCGGCCGCCGUAUCAUCGAGCGCAACAAGAUGUCCUCCCUCAUUCCCCAGGGUGUUGGUCUGCCUCGCGGCAAGAUUGCCAAGAUUGCUUGCGGUUCUUAUCACAGCUUUGCCAUUGACAAGAGCGGUCAGGUUUAUGGCUGGGGUCUUAACAACUUUGGCGAGAUUGGUGUUGAGUCGAAUGCUGGCGAGGAUGAUGCUGUUAUCCUUCGACCUGCUAAACUUACAUACCUCGAUGAUUACAACAUUACUGAGAUUGAUGGUGGCGAGCACCAUUCCCUUGCUUGCUCCGACAAGGGUGAUCUCUUGACCUGGGGUCGUGUCGAUGGUUACCAAGUCGGCUUCGAGUUCGACAAGUUGUCUGAGGACAACACCAUCUACGACGAGCGAGGCAACGCUCGUAUUCUCUUCAAGCCUACUAUCCAGCCUGACGCCAAGGACAUCGUCGCCGUCGCCGCCGGCACCGACAACAACUUCGCCAUCGCCUCCGACGGCAAGGUCUACUCAUGGGGCUUCUCCAGCAACUACCAAACCGGCCAAGGCACAAUCGACGACAUUCACACUCCCACUCUGAUCGACAAUACCGCCAUCCGUGGCAAGAAGAUCAUCGGUGCAGGCGCAGGCGGUCAAUACUCUGUGCUCUUCGGCAUCGCUGAUGAUGCUCCCACAAACGGCGUCAAGACCAACGGCGCUUAGACCUUGACACGAGGAAUGAAUUGACGGAGGAAUCUGGGAUUUUCCAUAUCAGCCCUAUUCUUAAUUACGCUGCUGAGGGCAGCUUUCCAAUAUUUGUACUUUAACGUCGGCGGAUGCAUGAUGAAUCGGAUGGGCGGAUUCUGAGUGCGGUUUAAAAAAACAACGUUUUUCAUGAUCAAGGAGGAUGCAUUCUAUUUUGAUGCCUUUGCAUGUUGGUUUGUGGUAUAUAGAUGGUCACGAUGUCUUUGCAUAUCUGAAAGUUGCUUUUUUAAG